Molecule: messenger RNA, 818 nt
Organism: Girardinichthys multiradiatus
Lineage: Eukaryota; Metazoa; Chordata; Actinopteri; Cyprinodontiformes; Goodeidae
Gene: card19
Product: caspase recruitment domain family, member 19
Exons: 6
Coding region: 70-612 (180 amino acids)
Cellular component (GO): mitochondrion
Source: RefSeq, a predicted model, not a curated record
CAGCUUUAACGACGUGGUGACGUCAGAGGGCGUGUCCAAACAGAGGACAGAGAGAGGACUCGCGCUACAAUGGGAGAAAGUUUUCGCGAGCAGCUGUUAGAGGACACUGCCUUCCUCAGAGCUGAGCAGAAACUGGACACAGAGCUGGUGGACAAAGUCAUCCUGCAGCUCAACAGAAUCUACCCGCAGAUCCUCACUGACAAGGAGGCCACCAGAUUCAGAAAUUUGGACGUACCAACAAGUGUCCGCCUGGGUGAGCUCCUGACGCAUCUACAGGGGAAAGGUGAUGAAGCGUGCAGGGAGUUUUACCGAGCGCUCCACCUGCAUGUGGAGGAGGUAUACUACAGCUUGCCCACGCGGUUACGCCUCAGAGAUUCUAUGAAUCCACUCGCAAGUCCACAGAUCUACCCACAGAGAAAUGUUCUGAACGACAGAGGUCCUCCCUUUUUCCUAGGCUGUUUCAGCUUUGCUGUGGGAAUGGCUUUUCUCUAUUACUAUGGCGAAGCUAAUGUGUCUGGAGGCAGCCGGGCCCUUGGAAUGGCCGCUCUCGGUUUGAAAAGAAAAGCGCAGGAAGUCCUUAUUUGGUACACUGAAGAAGGCAUAAUGAAGUAAUGGGUGUCUUUUUCAUACUUGGUGCUUCAGAAUUACUGACACUACACCAAAAUAAUAUUUGUUCUUAUUUUGUGCACCUUAUGAACCAUGCAAAGCACAUUUUAUAUUGGUUUCUGUUCUAAAUGUCAAGGGGAGACACAUUUGACUCUUUGGUCACACUUUAUAUUGUUAAAUGAUUUGAAUACACUUAAGGUUAAUGCUGUGUA